Orycteropus afer afer is the source of this 957-nucleotide messenger RNA. It is a transcript of the gene CCDC160, whose product is annotated as coiled-coil domain containing 160. Lineage: Eukaryota; Metazoa; Chordata; Mammalia; Tubulidentata; Orycteropodidae. The record is from RefSeq and is a predicted model, not a curated record. Bases 1 to 957 code for a protein of 318 amino acids. The transcript has a single exon.
AUGGAUGCGAAAAGAAAACACAAGGAGAAUGUGUUUACAAAAGAUCGUCCAGGUCAGGCUUCUCAGCCUGAAUCUUCUGAACAGACGACUCUAGAAAAAGCCAGAAAAAUGGAAGAACGUUGUAAUCUGUCCAGUCAAAAGUUUCAAGAGGAAAAUAAAGUUAAGAAGAAGGAAUCUAUUUCCCAACUAAAUGAAAAAGAACAAGAACCAAAGUUAAGAGAGAGAAAACUAAACAUUUCAAGGAAUGAAACAGAUGCAAGUUCUGCCUCCCGUGAAGCAUCUAAUUUGGAUGUUCCAGCCGCAGAAAGCGUUAAGAGCACCGAAAGUCACUCAACCUGCACUGCAAAGGAAUCAAGUGGACGACGCCGACGACAAGGAGACGUGAAGAAGAUACUCGUGGAAGAAAGAAUGUGUCCAAAACUUCACCUGAACCUUUUGAAUGCGGAACUGGAGGAACUGAAUAAGAAAUACAAAAAAGUAGAAGAAGAAUUUGAAAAGGCUGAGAAAGAACUUUUAAACUUUAAGAAAGUCUCUACCAAACCCCUAAACUUUCAAGAAACGCGAGUGGAUGCUUCCAAGAAAGACUGGGAGCUUCAAGCUUUACGAAAUGACCUGUCUAAAAAAGCAACCAAUGUCAAAAACUUAACUAAAGAGCUCCAGCAAGCCAAAGAAGCCAUCCACAAGCUGAAUCUAGAGAACCGAGAUUUAAAAGAGACUGUGAAGAAGCUGAAGCGGCAAGCCGAAGUUGGGAGUGCCUUCCUCAGAGGCGAAAUGAAAUUGUUUUAUGAAUUAGAAAUGAAUAAGAUCCAUGGAGAGCUGGACGCCAUCAAGAAUGAAUUGAGAGUUGAAAAGACUCUGCAAGCAAGAAACAAUAGGGCCCUGGAAGUGCUCAGACAGCACUUUGCCUCCGUUACUACAUCAAAUCCCCUUGGCCAAUUUCCAGGGAAUAUUUUUUAA